Messenger RNA from Mastomys coucha (southern multimammate mouse), 1793 nucleotides. Its product is annotated as keratin, type II cytoskeletal 73. Gene Ontology annotation, cellular component: keratin filament. Bases 23 to 1642 code for a protein of 539 amino acids. Gene Ontology annotation, molecular function: structural constituent of skin epidermis. NCBI's taxonomy places the organism in Eukaryota, Metazoa, Chordata, Mammalia, Rodentia, Muridae. The record is from RefSeq and is a predicted model, not a curated record. The transcript is spliced from 9 exons. Gene Ontology annotation, biological process: keratinization; intermediate filament organization.
CCCUGUCUGUGGCUUCUUCAGGAUGAAUCGCCAAUUCACCUGCAAGCCUGGAGCUGCCAGCAGGGGCUUCAGCGGCUGCUCAGCUGUGCUAUCAGGAAGCAGCUCAUCCUCUUACCGGGCAGGGGGCAAAGGGUUCAGCGGAGGCUUCAGCAGUCGGAGCCUCUACAGCCUAAGAAGCCCCAGGAGCAUCUCCUUCAAUGUGGCUAGUGGCAGCGGGCGCACAGGGGGAUAUGGGUUUGGCCGGAAUCGGGCCAGUGGCUUUGCUGGCAGCAUGUUUGGCAGUGGGGCUCUGGGGCCUUCAAAUCCAUCCCUGUGCCUGCCUGGAGGCAUCCACCAGGUCACAGUCAAUAAAAGUCUUCUGGCUCCUCUCAACGUGGAGCUGGACCCGGAGAUCCAGAAGGUGCGCGCCCAGGAGCGGGAGCAGAUCAAGGCUCUGAACAACAAGUUUGCCUCCUUCAUCGACAAGGUGCGCUUCCUGGAGCAGCAGAACCAGGUGCUGCAGACCAAGUGGGAGUUGCUGCAGCAGCUGGACCUGAGCAACUGCAGGAGGAACCUGGAGCCUGUUUAUGAGGCCCACAUCAGCAGCCUGCAAAAGCAGCUGGAUUCGCUAUCUGGGGACAGGGUGAGGCUGGACUCUGAGCUGAGGGGCAUGCGGGAUGCUGUGGAGGACUGCAAGAAGAGGUACGAAGAAGAAAUAAACAAGCGUACAACUGCUGAGAAUGAAUUUGUGGUGCUUAAGAAGGAUGUGGAUGCCGCAUACAUGAGCAAGGUGGAGCUUCAGGCCAAGGUGGAUGCUCUGGAUGGAGAGAUCAAAUUCCUCAAGUGUCUGUACGAGGGGGAGAUUACUCAGAUGCAGUCGCACAUAAGUGACACCUCUGUGAUCCUCUCCAUGGACAACAACCGCAGCCUGGACCUGGACAGUAUCAUCGCUGAGGUCCGAGCUCAAUAUGAGGACAUUGCCCUGAAGAGCAAGGCGGAGGCUGAGAUGGUGUACCAGACCAAGUUCCAAGAGCUGCAGCUGGCAGCUGGCCGGCACGGAGAUGACCUCAAGCACACCAGGAACGAGAUCUCUGAGUUGACCCGGCUCAUCCAGAGACUGCGAUCAGAAAUUGAGAGUGUGAAGAAGCAAUGCUCCAAUCUAGAGACAGCCAUUGCUGAUGCCGAGCAGCGAGGUGACUGUGCCCUCAAGGAUGCCCAGGCCAAGCUGGAUGAGCUGGAGAGAGCCCUGCACCAGGCCAAAGAGGAGCUGGCCCGGAUGCUGCGUGAGCACCAGGAGCUGAUGAGUAUGAAGCUGGCCCUGGACAUUGAGAUCGCCACCUACCGCAAGCUGCUGGAGGGGGAGGAGUGCAGGAUGUCUGGAGAACACACCAAUGCUGUGAGCAUUUCUGUCAUCAGCAGUUCCGCACCUGGGGCAGUCGGUGCUGGGACCAGUUUCGGGUUCAGUAGCACUGGCACCUACGGCUACCGGCAGAGCUCUGUGGCCGGGGGCUAUGGCAUACUGUCAGGGGGCUGUGUCACUGGUAGUGGGAAUUGCAGCCCCCGUGGAGAAACCAAGACCAGACUGGGUAGUGCAAGUGAAUUUAAGGAGGUUUCAGGAAAGACCUUGGGUUUGGGCUCACCCUCAAAGAAAACCAUGAGAUAAUCUGACAGCUAGUCCCCCCAUUUCUGCCCAGCUUUGGUUUUCUCUGGACUCCCUUCCAGGAAAUCCUUCUGUUUUAUUUACUAUUGCUCGCUUUUUACUUUUCUUUGUUGCCAACAUUGCCUUCUUUCCAAUCCCUCUGCCUUUAUUAACC